Molecule: messenger RNA, 1359 nt
Organism: Penicillium argentinense
Lineage: Eukaryota; Fungi; Ascomycota; Eurotiomycetes; Eurotiales; Aspergillaceae
Product: glycoside hydrolase family 76 protein
Exons: 3
Coding region: 1-1359 (452 amino acids)
Biological process (GO): carbohydrate catabolic process; fungal-type cell wall biogenesis
Molecular function (GO): mannan endo-1,6-alpha-mannosidase activity
Source: RefSeq, a predicted model, not a curated record
AUGAGGUUAUCCAAGGGCCUUUUCACCCUUCUGGGUGGGUUUGUCGCCCUAAAGGGUGUUGUUGCGAUCGAUGUCGAUCCGGAGGAUGAGGAUUCGCUCAAAAGCGCGGCGAAGACCGUCGCAACCUCGAUGAUGGACUUUUAUAACGAUCGCGACUCGAAGAAUAUUCCUGGUAAAUUAGACGGGACAUGGUGGGAAGGUGGAUCAAUGUUCAUGACCCUGAUCCAAUACUGGCACUUGACGGGCGACGAUCAGUUCAACGAAGCCAUUCAGGACGGCAUGUAUUGGCAAAAAGGCGACGACGACAACUAUUUCCCAAGCAACUCCUCCUCAUAUCUCGGAAACGAUGAUCAAAUGUUCUGGGGUCUGGCGGCUAUAACUGCGGCGGAAUUGAAUUUCCCCGAGCGCGAAGACGAGCCUUCCUGGGUUACACUGGCUCAAGGUGUUUUUGAUGCGCAGGUUGCUCGCUGGGACAUGACAAGUUGCAACGGAGGUUUGCGAUGGCAGAUCUGGCCCUAUCAGGGCGGUUACGGAAUCAAGAAUGCGAUCUCGAACGGAGGAUUGUUCCAGCUUGCCGCUCGGCUGGCUUUGUAUUCGAAGAAUGAAACAUUCGGCAUCUGGGCUGAGAAGAUUUGGGACUGGAGUCAGACGACUCCGCUGCUCAGAAAGAAUUGGAAUAUUGCCGAUACAACCAACGUCGAUGCCAAGUGCAAGGACCACGGUGACUUCCAGUGGACUUACAACUACGCUACUUAUAUCGCUGGUGCCGGAUAUAUGCACAACUACACCAACGGUAACUCAAGCAAAUGGCUAAAUGGCAUCUCUGGAAUGCUCAAAGUCUCCAACCAAUUUUUCCCUCCCAGCGGAGGCAACGAAGUUCUGUCAGAUAUUACAUGCGAACCAAUUCAUAAGUGCGAUCGCAACCAGAUCACCUUCAAGGCAUACUUCGCAUCAUGGCUCGGGUUCAUGUCCACGAUCGUCCCAAGCAACGCCACGGACGAGGUCAUGGGCAAAUUCAAAGCUUCUGCUGUUGCUGCUGGUCAGCAAUGCUCGGGCGGAGAUGAUGGCAAACAUUGCGGAAUCCGAUGGACCAAGAAGGCGGCUUGGGAUGGAACCACAGGUCUGGAGCAGGAAAUGGCUGUUCUGGGUGUUUUGAAUGCUGUCAUGGUUCCAUUCAAGGCACAGGCUCCUUAUAACAGUGACAAUGGUGGUAAAUCUGAAGCGGAGCCGACUAGCGACAAAGAUUCGAAUCCAAAGACUAGAAGGAUCACGACGGGUGAUCGGGCAGGCGCCGGAAUUUUGACUGUUGUUUUUGUUGGGACUUGGGUAGGAGGUCUCACAUGGGCAAUUUGGGGCUGA